Vanessa atalanta (red admiral) is the source of this 1222-nucleotide messenger RNA. RefSeq names its product 2-Hydroxyacid oxidase 1 (gene Hao). NCBI's taxonomy places the organism in Eukaryota, Metazoa, Arthropoda, Insecta, Lepidoptera, Nymphalidae. The record is from RefSeq and is a predicted model, not a curated record. The transcript has 9 exons. Gene Ontology annotation, molecular function: FMN binding; oxidoreductase activity. The coding region runs from base 49 to 1152 and encodes 367 amino acids.
UAAAUUAUGACCGAGUCUAUUAAGUAGUACUAUAUUUGAUUUUACACAAUGGAGAAAUAUAUUAGUGUAAAAGAAUUAGAAGAUGCUGCUUUAGCUUUAUUACCUAAAAACGCUCGAGAUUAUUACAAAAGUGGUGCAACUGAGGAAUAUACUUUAGCAGAGAAUCGACGUGCUUUUCAAAGGCUCCGCAUACGGCCAAAAUGCCUCGUCGGCUUAGCAGCUUGCGAUUUAUCUACAACAAUAUUCGGGGAGAAAGUGUCAAUGCCGCUGGGUAUAUCCCCUACUGCAAUGCAAAGAAUGGCCCAUCCUGAUGGUGAAACGGCUAAUGUCAGAGCUGCACAAACCGAAGGCGUGAUUUAUACACUGAGCACAAUCUCGACGAGUUCUAUAGAAGAAGUAGCUGAGGCCGCACCAAAUGCUAUCAAAUGGUUUCAAUUAUACAUUUAUAACGAUAGAGAGGUAACACGAAAGUUAGUGUUAAGAGCUGAACAGGCUGGAUUUAAAGCAAUUGCGCUGACAGUUGAUACUCCCCUUUUUGGUAUAAGAAGAGCUGAUAUUCGUAAUAAGUUUACUCUUCCAAAUCAUUUGAAAUUAGCAAAUUUUGAUGGUCAUUUAUCCACAAAAAUACAUAGUACAGGGGAUGGCAGUGGUUUAAAUAAUUAUGUUAAUAAUUUAUUUGACAAAUCUUUGACUUGGGGUGAAAUAAAAUGGUUAAAGAGCAUAACUAAACUACCUAUCGUUGCAAAAGGAAUAUUACGUGGCGAUGACGCAGUGCGAGCAAUUGAGGCAGGGUGUGACGGUAUAUUGGUGUCAAACCACGGCGCGAGGCAGUUAGAUGGUGUUCCGUCAACAAUUGAAGCUCUACCUGAAAUAGUUGAAGCUGUAAAAAAUUACAAUGUCGAAGUAUUUUUGGACGGAGGUGUAACAACAGGAACAGAUGUGUACAAAGCAUUAGCUUUAGGAGCAAAAAUGGUUUUCGUCGGUCGCCCAGCUAUAUGGGGCCUAACAGUCGGCGGUGAAGCCGGUGUCCAAAGAAUGUUAAGUAUAUUCCGAAAGGAACUGGAAUAUACAUUCCAAAUUGCGGGUACUCCAACCAUUGAAGACAUUACGAAAGAUAUGGUGCGUCACGAGUCAGCUUACAGCAGAUUAUAAUUUCGUCAGUUGACAAGAUCUUAUAUCAAAUGUUUCUUCAGUGUGUUAUUAAAUGAAUAGUUGGAAUUAA